This is a messenger RNA of Plectropomus leopardus (leopard coralgrouper), 1275 nucleotides long. It is a transcript of the gene zpld1b, whose product is annotated as zona pellucida-like domain containing 1b. The record is from RefSeq and is a predicted model, not a curated record. Lineage: Eukaryota; Metazoa; Chordata; Actinopteri; Perciformes; Serranidae.
AUGACAGUGGGCAAACCUCUCCCAGGUGCUGAAAUGACACGAAUGUGCUUUGUUUUCCUGCUGAUGAGUAACGCCGCCUCGGUCUCCACACAGUUUAAUGGAUACAACUGUGAUGCCAGCUACCACAGCAGGUUUCCUGGUGAGCGUGACAUCAGUGUGUACUGCGGGGUUCAGACCAUCACCUUAAAGAUCAACUUCUGCCCUGUCCUCUUUUCCGGCUACACCGAAGCAGAUUUGGCCCUGAACAGUCGCCACAGUGACACCCAAUGCCGUGGCUUCAUCAACAACAACACCUUCCCCACAGCACUCCUGUUCAGCAUCAGCCUCAGCACCCUGGAGGCCUGCGGUAACAGUCUGGUGGUCAGCACAGCCUACGGGGCCAAUGCCUAUGGGAACAUGUCUCUUGUACAAAUUGGGAAUGUCGCAGGCUAUAUCGACACCCCUGACCCGCCAGCUAUAAUCAGCUACCUGCCUGGUUUGUUGUAUAAAUUCAGCUGCAGCUACCCGCUGGAGUACCUGGUCAAUAACUCACAGCUGGCAUCCUCCUCUGCGGCUGUAUCUGUCAAGGACAGCAACGGUACAUUUGUGAGCACAUUGAGUAUGAUCCUGUACAACGAUUCAACAUACAAUCAGCCUCUCUCUAUCCCAAUGGCUGGACUGGCUCUGAAAACCAGAGUAUUUGCUGCAGUGAAAGCCACAAACUUAGACAAACGGUGGAACAUCUUGAUGGACUAUUGUUACACAACCCCCUCAGGGAAUCCUAAUGAUGAACUCCGCUAUGACCUUUUCUUUGGCUGCUACAAAGACCCACAGACGACAGUUUUCGAGAAUGGGAAGAGUCAAAUGGGACGUUUUUCCUUUGAGGUUUUCCGUUUUGUCAAACACAGACACCAGAAAAUGUCCACUGUGUUUCUGCACUGUGUCACAAAGCUCUGCCGGGCGGACGACUGCAUCAUGCUCAUACCUAUUUGUGGGCGACGGCGCAGGCGGGAUGGAGAGGAGAGACUCGAUUCCCCACCAGCAGCAUCUGGAAACGCGGUCAUCACAGCUGGGCCAAUCAUCACCAGGAGUGAUGAAACUCCUGUCAACAUCUCCCAACUUGCAUCUGGAGACCCCUCCCAGCCAAUGAACCCAGUGACCAGCGCUCUGAUCUCAGGCGUGGUCAUUCUAGGCGGGGUCAGCGUGAGCUUCUUCCUGUUGUCGCUCCGCCUCUUGCUGAAGUCCCGCCUCCCAACAACCACAGCUUCAGGUGUUUGGAACCCCACCUUUAAAUGA